Messenger RNA from Pantherophis guttatus, 898 nucleotides. The record is from RefSeq and is a predicted model, not a curated record. Lineage: Eukaryota; Metazoa; Chordata; Lepidosauria; Squamata; Colubridae.
AUGGUGGCCAGCAGAGUACUAGCGGCCAGCUGGCAUCUGCUCCUUUGGCCAGGAAAGACGGUGCUCACAGCAUCACGAGAGGAAAAAGGGUGUCAAAGCCGGCCUGCCGCAAAGAAACUCGGGGAACUCCCUGCCGGCGUCGCGGCAUCCCAAGCCCGGAGCGAACGGCCGCCUCGACUAUUCUGCUGCCCGGCAGAGCCGCCACGAAGAGCCUCCGCCCUGGCCGGCAAGGGCGUCCCGCUCCGCUCGGCCAGAAACCAAAAGAUCCGCCCGCCCACCGCGCUCCGCCUCCACCUCCGGCUCCUUCCGCUCUGCCGUCUGCGCCAGGGGAGCCGCCGUCGGUCGGGGCUGGCCCGGCGUUGCUGGCCGGAGGGCCCUCAAGUCGGCCGGCCGGUUAGGGGGCGGGCGGGCAGCAGGGUCCUUUUGGCGGGCCGUCGGGGCCCACCGCCAGGCGCAGGCGGGUGCGACGAGGAACCCCCCGGGACGGACGGCCUGAGGCCGCGAGUCAUGGGAGCAAAUCUCAGAGGGACCCGGCCGUCGACCUUUUCCUUCCGCGGCCUGCCCGGCCGCCCACCCAGAGAAGGCGAGCACGACUGCUCCCUGGAAGCCGGCUAGGAGAGUGGCGAGCGCGACGGCUGCUCGGGCCGGCGGCCUACUGGCCGUGUGAUCCUCGCCUAUCCCGGCGCUUCCUCACGGCGGAAGAGGCAGGCUGGCGCGCUGCCCCCCUCCGCCCCCUGAUACGGAAAGGCGAGCCUUCUUCGGUAGAGCCGCAGCCGGAGGUCGGCGAUCAGGACAAGAGGAAGGGGCCCCUUGCCCUCCCCGCCUCCGCCUCCCGCCCCUCCUCUCCAGCAGGCGCCGCCUCCAUCCGCACGGGAGUCGCCCCCCGCGUCCCAGAGCC